GUCCAGAGGCGGACGUUGAUUGCAGUGGUUUGCUGGAAGCCUCACUUCAGCCAUGGUUGAGCAAAGUGUUGGCAGGGAUGGCUGGAGGCAUUCGACGAGUGGAACACGAGUGCACUGUAGCGUAUGUGAACUUCACUACCCAAGGUGAUGGGGAGAUUGAGGGUGAUGGGGCUGACCAUGAAUCCGAAGAUGAACCUUGUUCAGACGCCAUCUUGCGAGAUUUCAAUUACAGGUUGAAAUGCAUCCUGAUGGAGAGGGAGCGGGGUUUGACUGUCAAGCAAGCUGUGGCUUCGUUUGAGCCAAGCACCCUCUACGGGAACCGUGUGGGGUUUCAGGACAUCCUUCUGGUGACCAGCUCCAAAGGAAACAACAUUUUCCACAAAAGCAAGUUGUGGAAAACAGCUUUGGUGACUGACAUCAGCAUGUUGCCCCGGCAGCAAAUGCUGAAGCCUCCAAGACCAGACAACCGCUAUGGAGUGGACACCCGCUUCACAAAGGUUCAGGAGAUGAAGCAGGCUUCAUUUGUGUCUGGCCUGAUCGCUAACAAGCUCUUUGCCAUGUGCCGCAGUGCCGAGUACACCAUCCCCGGGUUCCCUGACUUCCAAGCAGCCAUCAAGGACUUGAAGAAGUCCACAUCUCAGGAUUCUUUUGAACUGUGGAACAUUUUCAUUGGCGUGGUGCACGGACAGCCUGGGCGUUGGUUGAGCUUCCAACUUAUUGAUUGCGAUUCCAGAGUCAUUUUGGAACGCCAGCGCUCAGUGCCGUCACACUUGGAGUCUGAAAGCUUUUGGAACAAGGUGAUGCCUCUGUGGGGGUUGAUCAAAGCUCUGGAGGAAGCAGGGGAAGUGAAUUGCAAGGUUGCUGAACACAGGCUGACCAAGGAUGCUGGCUCCAUCAAGAUUGAGCCAGAGACCACCGUGUGCUUUUUACUUGACGCCUUGAAGGCAAGUGCCUUGACCUUUGGUGCCAAGACGGACUUGGCCAAGACUCGAUCGAACAAGACUGUCUCCACCGUUUGGCGGUUGAGGUGGCCAUUUGUUGGUUUGUUCUUGACUGGCUGUGUGGCCUUGGCAGGCUUCACAAUGAAGGCAGUGAGGGCCCUCAAUUGGUUCCAGUGA
Molecule: messenger RNA, 1118 nt
Organism: Durusdinium trenchii
Lineage: Eukaryota; Dinophyceae; Suessiales; Symbiodiniaceae
Source: the annotation of a GenBank genome assembly